Pocillopora verrucosa is the source of this 977-nucleotide messenger RNA. Its product is annotated as large ribosomal subunit protein uL23m. The record is from RefSeq and is a predicted model, not a curated record. NCBI's taxonomy places the organism in Eukaryota, Metazoa, Cnidaria, Anthozoa, Scleractinia, Pocilloporidae. Gene Ontology annotation, cellular component: ribosome; mitochondrial large ribosomal subunit. Gene Ontology annotation, molecular function: structural constituent of ribosome. Gene Ontology annotation, biological process: mitochondrial translation.
AAGAUGGCGUACCGACAUGUGGUGAGACAUCCAAGGUUGCAAGCUCGAAUUUUUCUUUGUAAUUGGUACAUGAAGUUGGUUAGACCGGGAAGGGAGCUCCCUGAAAAUACAGUCCAGUUCCAUGUUCCUAUGGACAUGUCAAAGUUGGAUAUUAAAAACUACCUUACCAGCAUUUACAAACUUGAUGUUGCCAGGGUGAACACCAGAAUACAGCACGGAAAGACUAAAGCAUUACUCAUCAACAGGAAGAUUACAAAGAGAAAAUAUCCAGAUUAUAAAGUAGCAUAUGUAGUUCUGGCUUCAGGGACGUUUAAGUUUCCUGAUUUAUUUCCCAAAGAUACACCAAAGGACGAUCAGACUGAUCAGAAACCGACAGAACCCACUCCAGAAGAUACCCCGCAUCUACGUUGGUUUUAAUGACAGAAGACAUUAAAUGCCUCUGAAACCCAAAAACGAUUGAAACGCUUGAGGAGUCAGCCAAAAAUCUUUUUGGUCCCCUUUCUCUAGUCUGUUUGUUGUUGAACAAACCAAAAGAAAGAAGGAAAGGUCGGAUUUUUUAAACAUAAAUUGUGGCGGGAAGAAACUGUUCAUGGCCAACUGAAAAUAAGCAACUUGCUCGCACCAUAAUAUUAUAGGAUGCUGUAGAACGGGUUCUUCAGCUUCUAUAGCUGAGCUUUUUAUUCUGAAUAUAAUAUUUUAACUUGUUGCAUUCUGAAGAAUUUUCUUCCUAUCUUGUGGUGUUAUUUUAAGGUUUUUCAAUAACAAGCCAGCGGCGGCCCUAAAAGUAUUCGCACAAAUACAUGUGGUAGUGUCUCAAAAGUUUCGAAAUUGUAACUCAGAGGCGUAUUGAAUUAUUUCUUUAGAACUGUUACUUUAUUUGCGCGAUUUCUACAAAUCGUCAUAUUGCAAUGUAAUACAAAAGUCUUGAUCCGAUGUCAAAUGUUGCGUUCGGAAUAUGCAAAAGAAUAAAGUUGAGC